Messenger RNA from Suillus discolor, 3381 nucleotides. RefSeq lists its product as uncharacterized. Lineage: Eukaryota; Fungi; Basidiomycota; Agaricomycetes; Boletales; Suillaceae. The coding region runs from base 1 to 3381 and encodes 1126 amino acids. The record is from RefSeq and is a predicted model, not a curated record. The transcript is spliced from 20 exons. Gene Ontology annotation, cellular component: TRAPPII protein complex. Gene Ontology annotation, biological process: intra-Golgi vesicle-mediated transport; early endosome to Golgi transport.
AUGUCUAAUCAGAAUGUCCUAGUGACAUACUCUGCACCAGUGUCGUUUCUGGCCUCAGAGAACUGGAAGCAAGUGCUAGCUGCCUUGCAAUCUCAGCUACCGCUUCGGAGCAUUCACUGGAAGUCAGCCUCCCGGCCGAAUCUUAAAACCAUUCAGGAACUUGAACUUACUCUCGUUCCUUUGGAUUCUCUCCGCGAUGAACACACAUCACAAGUACCACUCACUCUGUUAGAAAAGCCUCUACUCAACCUUUACGUUGUAACGUGCGAGGAUAACGACUUGUACAAGGCAACUGUGAAGAAACAGAUCAAAGACUGGCAUUUUUCCGUAUCUCAGCGGAAGAAUCAAGAAUGGAUCAUCGUGCACGUUGUUCGUUCUGAUGUCAAGACCACAGACCGCAAGUUCUUCAACAUGAAGAGCUCCGUCCUUGAUAAGAUAAAGGCAGAUUUUAAUAUUGACAAGCGAGACCGAUGCGUACAGUUGUCAUGGACAGCGGGAGAUCACAGUCCUGUCAUAUGGGCUGAUCUUGUGAACAAGAUCAAGGACGGUUUGCUGUCUGCUCUAGAUUCAUCUGUUUCUCAACGUGAAGAAGAGGUCAGACGCUCUGAGAGUCAGAGGCAAAUGCCCGGUUGGAAUUUCUGCACAUUUUUCAUAUUGAAGGAAAGCCUUGCAAGCUCCUUUGAAGGAGUGAAACUUUUCGAAGAUGCCCUGCACCAGUACAACGAGCUGGAAGCAUCUUUUAUCCAAGUUCUGAGAGAGAAGAACAUGUCCUGGUUUGGUAGUCUCAUUCAGCCUGUGGACAAGGACGACUCGGUGCCUCUACUCUCAAUUACGAAGAAACAUUAUCGCGACCUUAUCCUCGCCAACUCCAUCUCAGUGUUCGAUUUCCGGAUAUACUUGCUUUCUCGUCAGUGUGCCCUGCUAAAUAAGAUGCGUCGCCCGUCCGAGAUUUGCCAGAAGGUCACCACCUUUUUGGGCACAUUUGGUAGACGAUUGCGAGAGGUAGAGGCCAAGUUACCGGAAUACUUUAUUGAGUCAUGGAUAUUUUCUUCUGCUCUCAGUGUUGUCGAUCAAUGUGAUACGUGGGCUACUACGAUAGAACUGGAUAGCAUUCAGCUCGCGCGAUUCAGUGCGAGCAAGGGUGAACUUCUUGAAUUAGCCAAGACUCAGCUCGACAUCAUUGGCGUAAAAGUAGGUCAUCUGCCCAAAAAGCUGCCCUUUGCAAGUAUAGAAGAGACUGCCUUGCAUCCAGAACAAAUCGGUAAACGCUCAUCGACGCGGCGGAUAAGCAAUCAGGAGAUCAUACUAGCUAUCAGGGACAAGGAGGCUUUUUAUGACUUGUAUUGCGCAACUUCAAAUCGUGCCAUCGACAUGUACGUAAAGGCUGGCCGUCGCAAAAUUGCGCUAAAGCUGCAUGGCUUCCUCGCCGCCCUGGACAUCCAUCGAGGACGCCUGGCAAGUGCUCUGGCCAUUUUUACAUCCUUACCCGCACAUUAUGCACCUCAUAUGUGGAUAUCGCUAGAGUCCUUCGUACUCUCUCGUGCACUCGACAUACAUGCGGAGUUGAAAAAUCCUCAAGACCGAGAGUGGAUACAUAUCUUACUUGCAUAUCUCAGGACAUGCACAAACGACAUGAGCAAAGAACUGACAUCGGAGGUGGAUCAAGAGAAGUCUGUUACCCAGCUUAUUAAAGCACUCCACACUGCUGCGGCAAGUUCAGACUCAGAUCUGGUUCACACAGACCAUCCUAUUAUGGCAGUUCAAGUAUCUGGUGAUGCUACCUGUAGUGACGAUGAAGACUUAGUCUGGAUAGAUGCCACCGUUUCAAAUCAUCUACCAUGCGAUGUCUUUGUUGAUGAGAUUAACAUAACAUUGCGCGGUCGAGAUUCUGAACGUUUGAAGUUCAUCGCGAAGGUGGAUAAACUUCCUCCUGGCCAAUUGACCGUAACCCUAUCUUGCCCGUCAUCUUCGUGGGGUCUAUAUACUCUUGAGAGCAGUGAAAUAGUGAUGUCGCGUGUCCACUUUCAAUGGCAACAUACGGGUACUACGACCACUGCUCCCAAGAGGAAUCAGAUUUCAUUGGUGCGCGUGCCACACAGUUUGCGCGCAUUGGAUGUACAGAUGCGUCAACCUCAGCAAACUGAGCUUGGAACGACAUCACACCUCUUGCUUGUAAUUUCCACUGGCCGAAAUGACAUCUCGAGGGCAACUAUUAAGCUAACUCCGCCUUCUGGAGUGCGAUUCAACUAUUCCGCGGCACGCUUAGAGGCCGAAGGUACGGAGACUCUUGAGGCCUCUGAUAACGCUAUCGUCCUUCUGGAUGCUCCCGUCGACGCGGACAUCAUAAUUUCGCUGCCACACUCCGAUGCUUCGAGAUAUCAUACAAUGAAAAUCUGGUUAAAUGUGACAUAUAACACGCAAUCCUCAAUGGGUGUGAUCCGCACCUUGCAAACCUCAAGAGUUGUCACGGUCUCACUACCCAUAGCAGUUAAUGUAGAAGACUUUUUCCGCGGCAAAAGACUAUUUUCCAAGUUUACUAUCUCGGCAACUUCCCACCAGCAUGUUCGAAUAUCCUCGACAGAGCUGCAGGGUGCACGAAGCCUCGAUGGGGUAAAGAUCUCAGGCUGUCGUCCGAGCCGUCCUGUUGUGACCGUUAUGCCAGAACAUCCCGUGAACUUCUUGUUCUCCAUAGAGUCUUCGAAUGGACCUGAGGUGGAGGCAAUAGUUCGACAAACCGUGGAAACUGUGUUGUCAAGCAUGCCAGUCGAGAAGCCCCAAUACGGCUCUCUACGACGUAUGCUCAUCGACAAACUGGUCGCACAACUGGAGAGUAACGCUGAAUGGGUAGAAGCAUACAGAGCUACUGGUGAAAUUAUCUUACCUCGUUCGUUUGAAGAUGACGGGGAUUUCCAGGGACCUAUUUUGGAGGCAUUGGCGCAAUGUCGCCCAGAGACUGCAUCACCCUGCCCUUGGAGAGAGAUCAAGAUACCAGUUGACGUGCCAAGGAUGAAUAUUGUGACUGCAGCACGAAUCACUAUUCAACCCUCUUCACUUCCCAGUGACAUUCAUUGCUACACGAUGCGAUACGAUGUCGAAGAGCGUGUCAAGGAUUGGCUUUUGUGUGGACGAAAACGUGGAGAUUUCGUUGCAACUGACGGUGGUUCAUUCGCUGUUCCGUUGACAUUGAUAGCUCUGCAUCACGGCGAAAUUACCUUACCCAAGGUCGACGUUCGACCACUACCAAUAUUAACGCAAGCCUCGAUGGGAUCUACAGUGCCAAGCGCUGAUGCUUAUCAAGUUCAUGGAGCUGAAAAGGUUUUGAUUCUGCCCAGAGGUGGCAGAAGUACAUAUAUCGUAGGUAUGGGCGGCGAAUACGAAUGA